UCAGUCUCUACAACUACUGCCACAUGCUGUUCGGCAUUACUCUGCGUUUUCAUGCCCUGUCGCCCUUCGAGAUGUUUUCCAGGCUCACCGCGUUGACCGUCCGAGGGAAGUGCUGCCGGACCGGCUUCGGUACUUUCAGCUCCAGCUGCAGGUUUACGGUGGAACAUGACCGGCGGAACCAGCGCUUCACCGCCACUCCGGGCAGCGGGGCCGGGGCCCCUGACUGUGCGGUGCUGAACUACAGAUUCACCGGGGAGAAGGAGGUGGAUCUGAUGUCAACCUAUGUGCCGGAGACGUUCAGGGGCCAGGGUGUCGCUGCACUGCUGUCGCAGGCUGCCAUGGACUUCCUGGCCGAGGAAAACCUCAAGGCUCGUGUCUCCUGCUGGUACAUAAAGAAAUACAUCGAGGAGCGCCCGCUGCCCCACUUUAAAGACCUGGUCAUCGCUUGACUGCGGCUCAUUUGUCCACCCUAGCCUCGAAUUGACACCUCAAAUCCACUGCAACCUCAUAUACCUCACCCUAGGACACUAGAGGGGCCAAAGGGAGGGUUGUAGAGGACGCUAUGCUCGUCCUGCGCCAUCUGCCGCGUCUUAAGAGUUCUCCUUAUGAACAGUGAUUGUCUGUCUCGCCCUGGGUUCGGCUGAAGUUUCGUAUUUUAGAAAUUCCCGAUCAGACCCAUCACAGUGAGGCACAGUAUAAUUCGUAUCAUUUUAAAAGAAUCGUAAAUGUAAUAUGAGUGAAGUUCCUCAAAAUCCACUGAAAGAAUUCAGGGUUUUAAGAUGAAGUUGCAGCGUGAUAUUGAUUUUAUUUUUGAUAUAUUUUUGUAGAUCUGUAAGAUUGAUCCUUUUUUUUUUUUGCAAAACUUGUAAUACUUGUUAAUUAUUAAAUGUUGGGACAAGACAUUGAAAUAUUUAUCAGGGCACAAUGUUUACAUAUCGACCACGUCUGCACAUUUUUGAUGGCAAACAAAGUUUAAAAGUCGUGGAAUCGCCAAAGUUAUCAGGAUUCUUCGCAUGGGAAUCGCGUACCAAAUUUUACAUGGCAGUCCGUCCGGUAGUCGUUGGGAUGAAUCCGUUAGAACCUGAGACGUCAACCUGUCGGUGGCGAUUUGUGGAUAGAAAUUU
Xiphias gladius (swordfish) is the source of this 1124-nucleotide messenger RNA. Its product is annotated as protein NATD1-like. Lineage: Eukaryota; Metazoa; Chordata; Actinopteri; Istiophoriformes; Xiphiidae. Bases 24 to 449 code for a protein of 141 amino acids. The transcript is spliced from 3 exons. The record is from RefSeq and is a predicted model, not a curated record.